Molecule: messenger RNA, 390 nt
Organism: Striga asiatica
Lineage: Eukaryota; Viridiplantae; Streptophyta; Magnoliopsida; Lamiales; Orobanchaceae
Source: the annotation of a GenBank genome assembly
AUGGAUCAUCCUCCGAACCCAACCCGACCCAUUUCUGAAAUGGAGCCCAAGGCCCGAGAGCCCGAUCAAGACAAUGAAAUCGUGUGCAAAUAUUGCGACCGGAAAUUCUCGAGCACAGAAGCGCUGAGCUGGCACGAGGACGCGCACAAGGUCCAGCGUGCGGUCAAGAAAACUGAGCGAGAAUUGGGCCAUAUUUCGCGUUUUGGGCCUUUUGGAGACAGCUUUAGGCCCAACCCAGUAGCCCACCCUGGCCCAUAUGGUAGAUCUCAUGAUUUUCGGAGCCCAAAUGUCCGGUUUUCGGAUGGGGCUGGGAGUUUGGGCUCUUCGAGGCCCGGGAUGGAUAAUCUGGUGAAUAAUCCGGAGCCCGAAGAUUAUUCGGGCCGGGAUUAG